AUGGACGAGGAACCUAGGAGUCUGCAGGCUCUCUUUACUUCCGCCAAGUCUCAAAAAAAGGCAUUGGAAACUGCUACCGACAUCAACGACCCCUCUAAUGGAGACCAGCUCAAUUCCACAAUUCAGGCGUUUGAAUCCUGCCAGAAACUAAUCCAUAAGCUCUCCAUAUUUAGCCCAAAUGAGCCUCUGGAAGACAUCGCCACCGCCGAUUUGCAGUACCUCUCCGUUGGCUACCUUUUCGCUGAACUGCUCCAACGAUCACAACAUGCAGAUCGCCUGAAGAAUGUUCAACGCACUCGUGAAGAGUAUGAAAGUUUUCUGGAGUUGCUGGAUCAGUAUGGAAUCCUAUCUCAAUCAUAUAAGAAGCUCUACGAACAAUACCUCGAAUCUCCGGACUCAUUCAGUCUUGCUCCGUCGAACGAUUUUGCUGCCCGACGACAAGUUAAAAUUGAUCGAUUUCGCGAAGAAAAGGAGUUAAAACAGAAAAUUGAGUAUCUCUCCCAAAAUCAGAAGUCGAUAGACCACGAUGAUGAGAUUGUGAGACAGCUAUAUCUAGCAGAAAUAAACCUCUACACACACCACACCUUUCAAUCUUUGGACAUGCUGUCGCACGAACUAUCUAUGCUGAAACUUGCGGCAAAAGCUGCCUCAGAGCAUCCAUCCCAAACCCCGGAGGACUCAAGGACACGUGGUACAAGCAGCGCUCCAGGCUAUUCGGAGCGACUCGAUGUUGGCCUUUCUUCGGGUAGUCGUGGAGGAAGAGGCCCUCUUCUUAGCAAGGGUGGUGUUCCCCUUCAACCUUUCGUCCUAACGAGUCGAAGGGCAGAACUUCAGAGAGGAGUUUUUCGGCCUGGUCACAAUUUGCCGACAAUGACAAUAGAGGAAUACUUGGAAGAAGAGCGAAAGAGAGGAGGAAUUAUCGAAGGUGGGGGUGAACAAUCUGGCGCGCCGAAAGAAAUUGACGAAGAUGACAUGAAGAAGGCCGACGAAGAAACGAUGAAGGCACGAGCGUGGGAUGAAUUCAAAGAGGAAAACCCAAGAGGUUCCGGCAACACCUUAAACAGAGGCUAA
Molecule: messenger RNA, 1071 nt
Organism: Coccidioides posadasii C735 delta SOWgp
Lineage: Eukaryota; Fungi; Ascomycota; Eurotiomycetes; Onygenales; Onygenaceae
Biological process (GO): regulation of dephosphorylation; regulation of signal transduction
Cellular component (GO): cytosol
Molecular function (GO): protein phosphatase 2A binding
Source: RefSeq, a predicted model, not a curated record